AUGACGUCAUCAACUCCACUGGCUUGGUCGUCGAGUCGACAGUACUACCACUACAGAUCGGUGUUCCCAACGUCAGAUACAGGCAUGCAGGCCACGCUUCACAGAAACGUUCCAAGAAGAAUGCACUCGAGACGAACUGUCGAGAACCCAGCCAUCAACAUCUUAGCAGGAAAAAAAAUUAUCGAACGUCAACGUCUUCCAACCAGACUCCCUAAAUGCUACCUCCCAUACCUAUCCCAGUUGGACACAGAUGCUGAUGAAGUAUCCGGGGGUUUGACCAACCGAGAUCUACCCACUCUCAGAUCACUUCCGGUCCUUCCAGAACGCAGGUUCACGUCUGCUGAUGUCAAUAGGAUCACAACGAGGUUAUCAACGUAUGACGUCAGCCGUGUGCCAGAGUCACGGGGAUUCCCUAUGAAGGAAACCGAAAUGCCGCGCAGUUCCGGACGGGUAUACACGGAUACGGAAAUACACCAGGUCGUCCAGAGGCUCAGUGAUUACAAUCCCAAGAAACACCCAGCAGAGUCGAAAGGAGUGCCAGCUGAUUCAGAUCUCGCACCCUCUCAUGGAAAGUCAACGUCGAAUGGGAAACAGUUUUCUGAUGGCGAGGUCCAGGCUAUCGUCACCCGGCUGCACACAUUUGAUCCAGCAAAAUGGCCGCCGGAGUCCAAAGCUCCCACAUCGGACUGA
Messenger RNA from Haliotis rufescens (red abalone), 690 nucleotides. RefSeq lists its product as uncharacterized. The record is from RefSeq and is a predicted model, not a curated record. The transcript has a single exon. NCBI's taxonomy places the organism in Eukaryota, Metazoa, Mollusca, Gastropoda, Lepetellida, Haliotidae. The coding region runs from base 1 to 690 and encodes 229 amino acids.